ACUCAAAGUUCGCUUCACCGCACACACCACCUUUUUUUUACCACAUUUUAAACACCCCUCUGUAACUUUUCCUUUCUUUACUUCAGAUUAUGCACCUUGCUCAUAGCACUUGACAUCUUUUCUGCUUGAGGAGUUGAAACACACCCGCGCUUACACACUGCUUCUCCCCUCUGAAAACCACAAAAAUAGAUCCAAUGAGUUUCGUGGCCAUGUCUCGGUCUCCAGAGAUCGACGGGAACGAGAUGGCCGAUAUGAGACCCAACAUCUCGCCUCUUAGCUCGCCCCUUACACCCCUGUCCACAAUGUUUGGCAGAUGGUCGGAGACUCCCCAAACACCGACAGGGGAUAGUCAAGACUUCUUUGGUAGCUCCCAAAACGACGAGAUCAUUUACGUUCAGAGCGAUGUCAUGACACAGUCUGAUGAGGCAAACGAAUCUCAAAACGACAGCCAAGAAGAAACAGGGGCAGAAGACAAGGAAGACAGGGACAUACUGGGCGAGCGAGAACUAUCGAGCAAGAUUGACGAUCCAGAAUUUCCGGCCUACAACGGUAAAACUCAAGAAGACUACAUCACAUACACGUGCCUGGAAGAAAUGUGGGAGAAUGUGCGCGACUACCUCAGCCGCGAGGAACGCGACACCUUCUUCGCACUCGUUCCCAUGAGCAACAAAUGCAAGACGACGAGUGUGUUAUACGCUCACCGAAUCCACCGAGCCAUCGUGGUGGACCCCAGCACGUUCAACUGCGCACACUACCUCGUGCUCAGGGUCAUGUUUGGCCUGGAGGCGUGCAUGAGGCAGUCCUGGUGGUCAAUAUUUAAGAAGAAGUACCCCCAACAAGCCGCAGAAGACGAAGCAGCGGCGGCCGAAAAGAAGGAGGCGGAGAGGAUGGCCUCUCGGACGCCCAGCUCAACAGCCAAGGCAGCAUCUACCCUCAGAACACCCAGGUCCAUGUCGAAACUACAUCUCACGAGCAAGAUCAUCCAAGGCACCGGAAGCCCAAUCCAACGCUCCAGUCAGGCUCGGCCAAUCGGUCGCCGCCUCUCGCUCGACAUCUUCGGGGCCAACCGCUACACGUCGCUCACGCCCUCUUUCUCCACUCGCAGGAGUAGCUACACGCCUGCUCGGGCAAACCGCCUCCUCAACCUCCGAGGGCAGGAGACAAAGCCCCAAACACAAACAAACACAACCGACGUGGCCGAGUUGCAGGCUCGGGUCUCGCAGCUGGAGCUGGAGAACGCAGAGAGCGUCGCUAGGGUGCGCGAGUUGGAAGAGGCCCUGGAUUCUUUCAGAUUGUUCGCAGCUGAGAUGAGCACACUCUUAGACCCGACUCCAGAGCAGCAAGACUGAUGAUGCAGUCCUGGAGUGUAGUAGCAUGGCGACUCUACAUGCCCUUGUUCGGGAAACAUGUGGGGAGCGGCGGUACGUGAAGCGCGCAAGGUGAUUGAAUAACUAAAUGUCAAAAAUGUUAUCUAUGAGUCUGGUCGAGGCAGCCCUCACAGCGAGGAACUACGUAGUAAUGAUCAUCAACAAUGCCGAAGAAAAUUGGGCCAUACUUUAUACGCUAACAUUUGGAAUCCCUGGGGACUGUAGUAAAAGAGGUCGACGUGGUCUCCGGGUAUUAUUAUGCGACACACAGUACAAGGAUACACAGUGGCUUUCGCAGUUUAUUUUAAUUCCAAAGGCGCGGUCUACGUCUGCAAACAACUCAGACCCUCAUCGUCAAACGUCUAUAUCCUCUAAACGCCAAUACUGCAAAAAAUGUGAAAAAGACCACCCCCUGGGACGCAGCCAACUGCUCUCUCACCCAACCCCUCGCCUCAUCUGC
Emericellopsis atlantica is the source of this 1827-nucleotide messenger RNA. RefSeq lists its product as uncharacterized. The record is from RefSeq and is a predicted model, not a curated record. Bases 195 to 1349 code for a protein of 384 amino acids. NCBI's taxonomy places the organism in Eukaryota, Fungi, Ascomycota, Sordariomycetes, Hypocreales, Bionectriaceae. The transcript has a single exon.